Trichophyton verrucosum HKI 0517 is the source of this 816-nucleotide messenger RNA. RefSeq lists its product as uncharacterized. The record is from RefSeq and is a predicted model, not a curated record. Bases 1 to 816 code for a protein of 271 amino acids. NCBI's taxonomy places the organism in Eukaryota, Fungi, Ascomycota, Eurotiomycetes, Onygenales, Arthrodermataceae. The transcript is spliced from 5 exons.
AUGAUGAUGAAGACGAUCGAUAGAGACAGAGAAGAGAGAGAGAGAGAUAGACAAAGGCGCACGUCUCCGUGCAAGGAUGUUGAAGGGGAAGAGGGAGAGAAGAAGAGGAGAGAGGAGGAGGAAGAAGAAGAAGAAGAGAAGUUGUUGAAGAUUGAAAGGUUGGAGAUCGAAGUUGAAGACCAGAAAAAGAAAAAAAAAAAAAAAAGGCGGAAGAGAAAGAAGAAAAAGCGGCAGAAAAAAGCAAAAAGAGCAAAAAAAAGACAGAAAAAAGACAGAAAAAGCGACGAACCAGUUUUUGACGGGGACUUUUUAGGGGACUUUUGGGUGGUCAGGUACGCUCAGGCACAGCUGGCGUCUCCCCAGGAACAGGCUUGGCAGGUAACUUUAGAGGCAGCGAUACACAGCCAGUACCAGAUAAAAUACGAUAUCAGAUGGAACAGAAGAGGCGAUAGAAGAGAGGAUAGAAGAGAGGAUAGAAGAGAAGAUGAAAGAAAGAGAAGAAAAGAAGAAGAAGAGAAGAAGGGAUACUGGGUAAAAGGCAGCAUGCUGGCAGAAGUAAAGAGAGCGUUAGCUGCUGCUGUCAUGCGCCCGAGCACUCUCUCUCGACUCGUCCAUGGCCCCCUCUCGCCUUCCCCGGCGCCGCUCAGGGAUGGACGGAUACUUGCAUUCUCUUUUGCUCUUUUGCUUUCUUGUCUCGCUAUCUUCCAAGGACAUCCAGCUCCAUUUACGGAGUACGUACUUACAUAUACAUACAUACAGAUACAAAGGCAAAAGAGAAAAGACAAAAAGAAAAAAAGGGCCUGUCUUGUCUCAUGA